AUGUUGGCGGGGCGUUGUUUCCAGGCUGCGAAUGCUCUACGGCCCUUGAGAAGAACCAUCACAUGCAGAGCAUCCAAUUUUUACACGGACCCCUCCAAGAACCAGGAGCCUGGGGUUUCUACAUCCCCUGACAUUCCCCCAGAGCAGCGGGAAAUUCUGGACAAAGCGCUGCGCGUGGAUCAGGCUGGUGAAAUUGCGGCUAAUUGGAUUUAUCGAGGACAAUUCGCCGUCCUUGGCCGCGACCCACGAGUUGGGCCCUUGAUUCAGGAAAUGUGGGACCAAGAAAAACUGCAUUUAGAAGUGAUGGAUAAAUUACAACUACAACAUGAGGUACGACCAACAUUGUUGUCCGACGUCGCCAAGGCUGCUGGCUAUGCACUCGGGGCGGCGACGGCCCUUAUGGGCAAAGAAGCAGCCAUGGCUUGCACAGAGGCAGUGGAGACUGUCAUAGGGGAGCACUACGAUGACCAACUGAAAGACUUUGAGUUGUUGCCAUCAUCCCAUCCAAGCAUCCCACUUCUGAGGGACGUUAUCAAAGAAUUUAGAGAUGACGAGUUGGAGCACUUAGACACUGCUGUCGAGCAUCACUCUCAGCGAGCUCCUGCGCAUGCACUACUCAGCGCAGUUAUCGGUAGUGGUUGCAAGGUGGCCAUAGAGUUAUGCAAGAGAUUCUGA
This is a messenger RNA of Suillus subaureus, 675 nucleotides long. RefSeq names its product COQ7-domain-containing protein. The record is from RefSeq and is a predicted model, not a curated record. The transcript is spliced from 3 exons. Gene Ontology annotation, biological process: ubiquinone biosynthetic process. Gene Ontology annotation, cellular component: mitochondrial inner membrane. NCBI's taxonomy places the organism in Eukaryota, Fungi, Basidiomycota, Agaricomycetes, Boletales, Suillaceae. The coding region runs from base 1 to 675 and encodes 224 amino acids. Gene Ontology annotation, molecular function: 3-demethoxyubiquinol 3-hydroxylase activity.